AUGACGGUUACGUCCGUGCUGCCUCCCGGGCCAUCCGCUUCGCUUCCGAGCUCACCUGCUGACCAGAAGUCGGUUUUGGCAGUGAUGGAGGCUAUGGCUGCGGUGGAUCUACCACUGCCGGAAUAG
Peronospora matthiolae is the source of this 126-nucleotide messenger RNA. NCBI's taxonomy places the organism in Eukaryota, Oomycota, Peronosporomycetes, Peronosporales, Peronosporaceae. The record is from the annotation of a GenBank genome assembly.